GGCGUUAUACAGCCAUUUUCAAAAUAAACGGACGUUGAGAAGUGUUCGUUUACAAUGCGAUGUAAGGGGACGUUGAGGGGGCUAGUGGAAAUCUGAACGAUGUAUUUUUAUUUUUUGAAGUUGUAAAUCGUCUAGGGGGUUCAUUAAAAUCGGUUUAUAUACCCUGCUUGGUAAUUCUUUUUUAUGGAAUUUAAAUGUCUGGAACACCAACCGAGCGCACCAACUCUUGUGAAAUGUCUCAUACACCAACCCAGCUCACCAACUUGCGAUCUAGAAGAUCAACUUCAACUCCUUGUCGGAAGAGCAGCAGUUAUGAUGAUCUUAGACAGAGAACUUGUGAUCUGGGCUCCACAGGAGAUUCAACAGAGUCAUUGCUUUCACCAAUUUAUCACGACAGCUUUGAAGAAAGUGACACAGGAGAUGAUGUUUCUGCAAAGUGUGACAAGAAAGUUAAAAGAGGAGACUCGUCCAGAGUAAAUAACUAUUUGGAAGAGGAGAGACAGAUAUCAUCAGAAUUUAAACUCACUGCCUGGGAGCAAUGGAUUGUUCAAAAGGCACAGAAAGAAAGAAUUGAAAUGCAAUUAGAUACAUUAAAAGCGAUGACAUUAAAACAGGAACAAAUUAAAGAGGCAGAGGAAAAAGAAAAGAAGAAAAUUCUCACUGAAGAAAAACGGCAGGAAUGGCUUCAAAGGAAAAAUCAACAGGAAAAAUUAGAAAGAGAGAGACAACGUACUAAAAUGUUGGAGGAAAUAUCUGCAAAAGAGAUUGAGAAGAGGCAAUGUGAUGAAAGGGCAAAAGAAAAAUAUAAUUUGUGGCUUGAAAAAAAGAAGGAAGAAGAAAUUGUAAAAAAGCAAAUUGAAAAGGAAGAAGCAGCAAAAAGGGAAGCAGAAUUAAAAGAAAGGAGAGAGAUGGCAGAUAAAAAAUUCAAGGAAUGGUUGAGAAGUGCCAAGGACAAACCACGCCCUGCAUCAAGCCCUUGUGGAUACUCCAAUGGAAAACCCACAGGCUUCUAUGAUCAGAAUUACUAUCCAGCUCCCAGUUUCUGCAAUCCCAUUCCUUGGAAACCUAUCCAUGUCCCACCGCCAGAAGAAUCCUCUAGAAAACAGGCAGUAAAGAAGACUCAAAAGCAGAGGAGUUAUGUGCUACAAAGACAUACGGCAGCUGUAAGCUGUAAGCCGAAAGACAACCUUGGUAUCGGUUUAGUUCGCCAAGUGCGGAGGUAACCUAAUGUUGAAUUUGUGUGCUGUUCAUUCCAGAGCUACUACAGGUAAAUGAAGAACCAUGGGACUGACAGACAUUUAUUUAAUAUUAUUUAAACAUUAAAAAUACCAUAUGUACAAUCAUGCAUUCAAUAUGCUACUGUAUAUUAUUUCUAGAUUAACUGUUAAGAUUUUAUUUUAAUAAAUGGGAUAAUAAAAUAUAUGUCCAAUUUCAAAUCACUCUACUUUUUUAUUUCAGUAAGGAGUGUCCUUUGAGGGGUUUUGUUUUGUCUGUUUUAGCACCUUUUCUGUAAUCUAAUGAAUGUUAAAGAGAGUU
Polypterus senegalus (gray bichir) is the source of this 1536-nucleotide messenger RNA. RefSeq names its product coiled-coil domain-containing protein 34-like. The transcript has 8 exons. The coding region runs from base 195 to 1223 and encodes 342 amino acids. The record is from RefSeq and is a predicted model, not a curated record. NCBI's taxonomy places the organism in Eukaryota, Metazoa, Chordata, Cladistia, Polypteriformes, Polypteridae.